Aphanomyces invadans is the source of this 222-nucleotide messenger RNA. RefSeq lists its product as hypothetical. The coding region runs from base 1 to 222 and encodes 73 amino acids. The transcript is spliced from 2 exons. The record is from RefSeq and is a predicted model, not a curated record. NCBI's taxonomy places the organism in Eukaryota, Oomycota, Saprolegniomycetes, Saprolegniales, Verrucalvaceae.
AUGGACAAUUUGGAACUAUAUCAAGCAGCGGUGGAUCCUCAAGCAUACCUGCUGGACACGGCCGGCACUCAAGGAACACCGCAAGCAGACCACUGCAAGUUUUUCACGUCAGACCUAGGUAACGAGAGCCAUAAUGAAUUGUUUAACGUCGUCCACGUGGACGAAAAGUGGAAAUGCCUUCAAGACGUCAACUCCAAGGAAAGUCGCACAUCACCAAGGUGA